AUUGUUAACGUAACAUACUAUUUAAGCUUGCUGCCCAUCACACACCUCGGACAUAUCCGUUCGUGCAAUUCCUAACUAGUAUCGUUCAAAAUGGCUUCGGGCGUCGCUGUCUCUGAUCAGGUCGUACAGAUCUACGAUGCUAUUAAACUUGGACACAAGCACAAGUACUUCAUUAUGAAGAUCUCUGAUGACAACACAGAAGUAGAGGUUGUAAAGACCGCAGAAACCACUGCCACAUGGGACGAUUUCAUAGGAGAUCUACCCGAGAACGACUGUCGUUACGGUGUAUUCGACUUUGACUACAAGACCAAGGACGGAGGUCAGCGUAACAAGCUAAUUUUCGUUGUCUGGGCACCCGAUACCGCUAAGAUCAAGAAGAAGAUGUUGGUUGCCUCAAGUAAGGACGCUGUGCGCAAAAAGCUUGUAGGUAUCAACACGGAGAUCCAGGCUACCGACGCGGACGAGACUGAGUACGACGAGGUCCUUUCAAAGGUUUCUCAAUACGAUUAAAUAUUCAUUUUUAAACUAUGCAUCUC
Messenger RNA from Sphaeroforma arctica JP610, 536 nucleotides. RefSeq names its product cofilin. The record is from RefSeq and is a predicted model, not a curated record. Bases 91 to 510 code for a protein of 139 amino acids. The transcript is spliced from 3 exons. Gene Ontology annotation, molecular function: actin filament binding. Lineage: Eukaryota; Ichthyosporea; Ichthyophonida. Gene Ontology annotation, biological process: actin filament severing; actin filament depolymerization; cell motility. Gene Ontology annotation, cellular component: actin cytoskeleton; cytoplasm; actin cortical patch.